Molecule: messenger RNA, 759 nt
Organism: Fonsecaea erecta
Lineage: Eukaryota; Fungi; Ascomycota; Eurotiomycetes; Chaetothyriales; Herpotrichiellaceae
Exons: 1
Coding region: 1-759 (252 amino acids)
Molecular function (GO): iron ion binding; oxidoreductase activity, acting on paired donors, with incorporation or reduction of molecular oxygen; monooxygenase activity
Source: RefSeq, a predicted model, not a curated record
AUGUCGACCAAGGAGCUGGCGUACGACGUCGGCAUCAUCUACGAGGCUGGGAGCGACACGACAUCCAUGGCCCUCGAGAUAUUUACGCUGGCGAUGCUCGUGUAUCCCGACGUGAUGAAGAAAGCGCAGGCCGAGAUCGACAGCAAGUGGGGGGACCGGUCCCCGGGUUUCGAGCACAAGGAUUCGCUGUCUUACUUGGACGCCGUGAUCAAGGAAGUCCUGCGCUGGCGACCCGUGAGUGCGGGCGGGAUCCCGCACGCCGUCAUCCAAGACGACGAGUAUAUGGGCUACCACAUCCCCGCCGGCGCCACCGUCAUCGGGAACCACUGGUCGAUCCACCUGGACGAGGACGUUUACAAGGACCCAGACACCUUCAACCCGGACCGGUGGAUUGAGGAUCCUUCCCUGCCGCUCGCCCCGUUCGGAUUCGGCAGGCGGAUCUGCACGGGCCAGCACCUCGCUCGCAACAGCCUCUUCAUCAACAUGGUGCGCAUCCUCUGGGCGUUUGAUAUCACGCACGCAUACGAGACUGUGGUGGAGAUAGACGACAAGGGCCAGGCGGUGCACGUCAGGCGAAAGUGCGAAGUCGACCCGCUCGCGUUCACGCAGGGAUUGAACUCCAAGCCGAUGCCGUUCAAGGUCGACUUCAAAGUGAGAUCGCCGGAGAGGGCGCAGAUUGUGGAAGAUCAAUGGAAUUCGGCGGAAAAGAGACUUGAUGUGUUGCUGGAAAGCAUCCGGGCUGAUGUGAGUGGGAAAUGA